AUGCAGGCCAGCUACAUUGCUGCGGUGCCACCAGCAGAUGUGGAAAUGACCGAUGCAGAGAAAGGCGUAGCCAAGGAGGUCGAAAUCAAGUUUCCCCAGCUUAGCAAGCCCUAUGCCCCUGAGCUCGAAGCAUAUGCCGUCCUCAUAUUGGUAGUGAAGCUCUCAGACAAGCGAGACGACAAGCAGAAGGCCAUGGACGUGGUGAGUGCCAUGGUGCUCUGGUUGAAGACGCUUAACCGCCGUACGCUGGAUCUCUUCAGUGCGAGAGCGUACUUCUACCUGUCGCUUGCGUACGAAAGAUGUGGACGGCUGUCUGAGAUCCGUCCAGAGCUUCUUGCUGCCUACCGCAGUGCAUGCCUCCGGCAUGAUCAGAUGGGGCAGGCAACGCUGUUGAACCUGCUGUUGCGGAACUACCUGGCAUACAACCUCUACGACCAGGCGUUGAAGCUGGUGUCCAAGACCAGCUUUCCAGAGAGCCGCCCGAACAUGCAGUACGCCCGAUAUCUCUUCUACAUCGGGCAGAUCAAAGCAGUUCAGCUUGAGUACUCGGACUCACACUCCAAGCUGAUGCAAGCAAUUCGAAAAGCGCCGCAGACCCCUGAAGUGGCUUUGGGCUUCAAGCUGGCGGCGAGCAAGUUGGCCAUAGUCGUAGAGCUGCUCAUGGGUGGGGUUCCUGAGCGGUCCUUCUUUACGCAGAAGGAGCUCAAGGAGCAUCUUCGGCCAUACUACGCUGCCACGCAAGCCGUCCGCUCCGGCGACCUGCACGCGUUCAAGGAGUGCACCAAGACCUAUGAGGCGCUGUUCAAGAAGGACAAGACGCUGACCUUAAUCAAUCGGUUGAGAUACAAUGUCAUCAAAACGGGCUUGCGAAGCAUCAGCCUGGCUUAUAGCAGGAUCUCUCUGCAGGACAUCUGCACCAAGCUUGGCCUGGAGUCCACAGAAGAUGCUGCGGGCGUUGUGGCCAAAGCUGUCGUGGACGGAGUGAUUGACGCGACGAUCGAUUACGACAAGCAGUUUGUGAAGUCCAACCAGAAGAUAGACUUGUACCACUCCUGCGAGCCGCAGAAGGCUCUGCACAAGCGCAUCGCCUUCUGCCUGCAGAUGCACAAUGAUGCAGUAAAAGCCAUGGCAUACCCGGAUGAGAAUGACAACAAGGAUGCAGAAGACCCUGAGGAGAAGCGAGAAAGAGAGAAGCGUGAGUUGGCCAGCAUCGAAGAAGAUGGUGGCGAUGACGACAUGAUCAUUUAG
Molecule: messenger RNA, 1248 nt
Organism: Symbiodinium natans
Lineage: Eukaryota; Dinophyceae; Suessiales; Symbiodiniaceae
Source: the annotation of a GenBank genome assembly